This is a messenger RNA of Seminavis robusta, 1197 nucleotides long. The record is from the annotation of a GenBank genome assembly. Lineage: Eukaryota; Bacillariophyta; Bacillariophyceae; Naviculales; Naviculaceae.
CCUUCGAAACUGCAUCUCUCUGUUUUCAUCGAAACAUCCCAAAGAAAACAAAUCAAAAUCCCACAGCUGUUCAUUCCUUCAUCAGCAACAACAUAAUAAUAAUAGCACCAUCAUGAUGUCCCUUACCAGUCGUCUCGCUCGCCCUGCAACUUUGUCGGUAGCUCGUCGUACCUUUGCCAUCGGACCUGCCAGCGGCGGCGAAAUCUCGGAUGAACUUCUUGGCAGGCUUGGAAGUCUCUCCACGCAAGCUUUGGUCGAUGGUCUUUGGGUGAUGGGAUGGCCCUCGGCUCAGAUCGAUGGAGCACGCGCAUUGGCCCCAGGAAUGAAAUGCUGUGGACGCGCCGUGACGCUCAACUUUGUCCCUGCCAGACCCGAUAUUGCUGCUGACAAGCCUGCUGGAGGCGAAUCUCCCGAGUAUGAAGCCUUCGAGAAGUGCGGUCCCAAUGAGGUUCUUGUGAUGGCCAGUGUUGGUCCCGAAGAGAGCGUUGGUGGAGACAUCAAGUUCUUGCGUCUCAAGCAACGUGCAAUUGGAGGAUUGGUCACUAAUGGAAGCGUGAGGGAUACCGACGAAAUCAUCAACUACGGAUUCCCAUGCUUUUCCCACUCGACAACCGCUCGCCAAGGACCUGCGGCUAUGCAACCUUGGGAAUGCAACGGAGUCAUCAGCGUGUCUGGAACAACCGUUCGACCUGGUGACGCCAUCGUUGGAGAUCAGGAUGGUGUUGUUGUCGUGCCUGCCAAGGUAGCAGAAACCGUUUAUUCCAUUGCCCACGGCAGAGAGGAAAUUGAAGAAAUCGUCAAGGAGGAACUCAUCAAGAAUCCAGGCCCACCCGGAAAGUUCUACCCAUUCAUGAGCGGAAAGGUCAAGGUCGAAUCCCCACUCGGACAAUUGCUGGCCAAACACGGCAUCACACCCGAGAACUCAAACCAAUUCGAAGGAAGUGCUGAUUGGUAAGCUUUUCUGCGCCAAUGGAUGUCGGAUUCCCAGAAAUAUGUUUUCUGUCCUGGGUCGAGUCGGCUCGUGUAGUCGGUCGGUCGACACAGCAAUACAUGUUUCCAUUGAACGAAUCCACCGCCGCUAAGAGAUAUACACACGAGCAAACAGUAACAACUUAUUUAGAAUGCGUCGAACGCCGCACGCGGGCUCCAAUUGCUGGGCUAACUAAUGCAGUAAAUAUAUUACGGUUUUAUCAAUGC